Beta vulgaris subsp. vulgaris (sugar beet) is the source of this 1989-nucleotide messenger RNA. RefSeq names its product protein SOSEKI 5. Bases 380 to 1837 code for a protein of 485 amino acids. The transcript has 3 exons. Lineage: Eukaryota; Viridiplantae; Streptophyta; Magnoliopsida; Caryophyllales; Amaranthaceae. The record is from RefSeq and is a predicted model, not a curated record.
CGCACCAAGCCGAACAACCCCAAUCGCAAACCAAGCCUAACCAUGGUCCGUCCGGGUCCAUGGAUGAGGUUGAGGGAUGGGGGUCUACUCCCACGUCAUUUUCAUAUCAUAUCUGUACAACCCAGGAGUUGAAAGUUGAACAAUACUCCUUAUACUAGUUACUACUACUAUUAAAGAAUUAAAGACUAAACCACUGACCAAAAAGUCUGCCAAAAUUAGUACUGAAAGCUAAACAAAUUCUGCUUUUGUUUCUUAGCUAUUGUCCCAUUAUUCCCCUUCUCCAACUCUUCCCCCUUAUAAUUUUAAAUCCACUCUUCAUUUCCCAAACCUCCCUCCAAAAAAUCAAACUCCAUAAACUUAAUUCCUUCAUCUUUCAUCAAUGGCGGUCACAUUAAGCAGAGGAAGAAAUGAGCAACUUCAUCUUCAAAAAUUCAAAGAGAAAGAUGAUCAUAAACAAAAUCAUCAUCAUCAUCAUUUUAUUGAUCAAAAUCAGAAAAAAUCUACUGUUGUUGUUGUUCCUGUUGUUUAUUAUCUCUCUAGAAAUGGCCAACUUGAACAUCCUCAUUUCAUGGAAGUUCCUCUCUCUUCUUCUCAUGGCCUUUUUCUUCGUGACGUUAUUAAUCGCUUGAAUCUUCUUCGUGGUAAAUCCAUGGCUUCUCACUACUCAUGGUCCUCUAAAAGGAGUUACAAGAGUGGAUAUGUAUGGAAUGAUUUAGAGGAGAAUGAUUUCAUCCAACCAGUUCAUGGUGGAGAAUACGUUCUUAAAGGCUCUGAAAUACAAGUUGAAACAAUUUCACCAUCAACCGUUUCGAAACUUUCCGAAACGACGUCGUCGUCUUCUUCAACUGGUAAGAACACUCUAGAAGCUUCCAGAGUUUCCGAUUUUUCACCGGCGGUAAGAAUUCGUCGCCGGAAUCAAUCCUGGGGAGCGAUUGACCUGCACGAGUACAAAGUCUACAAAACCGAGUCAACUCACGAGUUCGCCGGAAAAGCAGCGGCGGACGCGUCAACUCAAACGAACGACAAACGGAGUCGAAUAAGAAAGGCAAUGCUCAUCAAAGAAGUCGAUGAACACGAAGAACAACAAAGAGAACGAAGAGGUGAUAAAAUUUUACAAGCCGAACAACAGCACCAGCACAGUAGUGCUGGUGCUUUUGCUAGUACUACUACAGAACUAAGUAGGGAAGAAAUUUCACCACCACCAUCUGAUUCAAGUCCUGAAACAUUAGAAUCAUUGAUGAAAGCUGAUGGAAGAUUGUUAAUCCAUGCAUCAUCAUCAUCAACUUCAUCAUCACAAGCAGUUAAUAAUCAAUGUGAUCUUAAUAAUAAUAAUCAAAUGGUUGGGAGUUGUCCAAGUGGUAGAAUGAAAGCAUCUACAGUUUUAAUGUCUUUGAUCUCCUGUGGUUCAUUAUCUUUUAAAGAUUGUGGACCCACAGCAGUGAAAGACCAUGGAUUCUCUUUGAUUUCUCAUUAUAAGACUAGAGUGCCACGUGGCGGGAAUCAAACGGUGGAGGGAAAUCAUGGGGAUAUGAUGAUGAUGAUGGAGAUUGAAAAUCAUGUAAGUAGUAGUUUUGCUAAAAUGGCAAUUGAAGAUAAAGAGUAUUUUAGUGGGAGUUUAAUAGAGACAAAAAAGCAAGAAUUUCCUACUAUGCUCAAGAAAUCUUCAUCUUACAAUGCUGAUAGGAGCUCGCAUUUGAAGUUGGAGGAGAAAGAAGUUGAAGGAGUGAGAGCAAAGUGCAUACCGAGGAAGCUAAGGACUCAAACAAGUACAAAUAAGAAAGAAUGUGAUGCAGAAAUUAGUCGUGCUAGUGAAGACAAUAGCAAAGAAGGAAAUUGAAUUUAAGCACACUCAUCAUUGACUUUAUAAUAUUAUUAGGAGUUCAUGUAAUGUGAUUUUCUCUAAUGUAUGACCUACGAGAUUAUUAGUGGGUGAUGUUAGGAAGAACUGAUAUAAUUAUGACGGAGCCACAUAGCAAGUUAUGGGAUCAA